CGCCACAGUACUGCAGUAAGCUCUUGAUAGUACUAGCUGAGUCAAGAUGGAUUACAGAAAACUCUGUAACCUUGUUGAGGAAAAUUUUCAAAAGCUUGAAGAAAAGGAAAGAUUACUUAAUGAGAAAAUAAAAGACUUAAACAAAACUAUCAAACCUCUGGAAGAAAAAAAAGCCUUGUUAUCCCAACAAGUUGAAUUGUUGAAGAGCAAGAAAAAUCAAAUGAAAGAAAAGAUUAAUUUGGAAGAUUACAUCAUUAAAUCAGAACUACUACAAACACAGCAGAAAUAUCAAAGGUAUGGUCAGACACAGAGAAUAAAGGAGUUCUAUGACACUAUUAUUGGAAUAAUUUUGUACCAAUUAGAAGAAGAUCUAAAAGAAAAUCUUAAAUGCUCAUCUACUGAAACAGCAAUGGAAGUGGGAGAUACAAGAGAAACCUAUUGUGUCUAUGGCUUGCUUCUAAGUGCUUGUGAACUUAGGAAUAGAAACGGCCCUAAACUUGAAAUAGUUACUCAGGUACUUACUCUUCAUGGAAAUAAGGAAAUUUUGAGAGAUAACAUUGAAAAAGCAGUUAUUCUUACAAAAGAUAUGCUGACACUUGUACCUCCACUACUAGUAACAAUAGUUCCUCAGUAUGAUGAGAAGUUAUAUGAUACUAAUCGAUCAACAUGGGAUGAGUCAGGGGUUAAUGAGGGCAGAAAGCUUACUUAUUAUCGUCCUAUUCUAGUGUAUGGUAAUCAGUUGCAUGUUGCAAUGAAAGGAUUAGUUGGGAAUACAGUGGCUCCACAACAGCAGGGACAGGAGCUAAAAAAAGAUCGGGAACAACAGCAACAACCUCAGCAUAUCUUGGCAGUACAAAGGCAGCCUGAUACACAUCAGAGGAAUGUUUUACUCCAACACCAGCAACAACCUCAACAUCAAGCACAUCAUCCACACUACAACCAACAACAACAACAUCCCUUGCAUCAUGGAGCUACAAGUGCUGCAUCUUUUCAAGCUACUCAUCCUCAUGUUCCUAAAAGUAGUCUACACAAAAAUAACAUGUGUGUUGUGUGUAAUAGGCGAGUCAACCAUCAAGAUCAGUAUCAUUGUAUUGGACCUGAUAAAGCAUUUGUGCACAGAGAAUGUUACUCAUGUAUUAAUUGUAAAGGCAAUCAUCAGUUAAAGCUGUACUAUGAACUGUUUGUAUGCGUUGAACACAUAAACCAAAUCAUUUGUAAAAAUUGCCAUAAAAAGGGACAAAUGAAAUAUAAAGAUGAAGUAUGCUUUUGCACCUGUCAAGAAACAAUGUGCUGAGAGCCUGAGACUAUUAUUAUAAACUGUGUAACUUAAAUUACAUUGCUAUUUGAUAUUAGGUUUAAGUUUUUAAAAUAA
Molecule: messenger RNA, 1372 nt
Organism: Amphimedon queenslandica
Lineage: Eukaryota; Metazoa; Porifera; Demospongiae; Haplosclerida; Niphatidae
Exons: 12
Coding region: 47-1294 (415 amino acids)
Source: RefSeq, a predicted model, not a curated record